Molecule: messenger RNA, 5372 nt
Organism: Toxorhynchites rutilus septentrionalis
Lineage: Eukaryota; Metazoa; Arthropoda; Insecta; Diptera; Culicidae
Product: extracellular serine/threonine protein CG31145
Exons: 3
Coding region: 2225-3838 (537 amino acids)
Biological process (GO): protein phosphorylation
Cellular component (GO): Golgi apparatus
Molecular function (GO): protein serine/threonine kinase activity
Source: RefSeq, a predicted model, not a curated record
CAUUGAUUUACACCCGUGUGCAAAGUUGCUAUGUUUUCUAGUGUUGGUGUGGGUAAAGAGAGAGUCGAGCGCGAGCUUCUUUUUUGACAGUCAAUUAUUGGUUUCAAUUAUACGAAUCUGAUCAGAAAACAACACGCGCAGUUCGUGACAAGUGAUUUCGUGUAAAUCGUGAAACAACGGCAAUGGAAGUGAAUUUAAUGUUAUGAAGGUGUUGUAAUUUUGUAUUCGGUGUGUUACAGUCCCGCACUUCUCCAGUGAUUACUUGUUAUUCCCAGUUGUUGGACUCAUCGUUGUUGUCUUAGCAGAGGGUGAUGGAAUUUUCUUAUCGCACCAGUGCCAAGGGUGGUUGGUAAUGUAUAGAUAGCGCAGCAUGAAAGAUUGUGUUGUGUGUUUAUUGUCUAAAAUUGAACCAAAUUUUGCUGCCUAUAUUGCCAAAAAGAAGUUCGUGUGCAUUAGAAAGUGAGAUCGUCUCGACGUCGAAACGAUUCCGUGGUGCAAAAUUUUCCUGAACUGAAAUGGUAAAAGCUGCACAUCGAAUAGGAGAAGAUUCGGUAAAGUUUAUUGAUUUUUGUGUCAUUCUCUUUCGUCGAAACCUGUUUCUCCGGCGGUGGCCAACACGAGCUGAGUUGAUGCUGGGUAGCUUCCUGUGCAUCGGAAUGUAGAUGUGUUGAAAAAGUGGAUCUUCGCCGCGGCAAAACUCUGCCAAACAAGAAACAAGAUACGUUUGAAGCAGACCAUCAACCAUAUGGAGAACCGCGAUCUGAUGUCUUAGAUUGAUUUGUAGUCUGAACCCCAUACACGCAGUGUAGGACAUAAGAAGAAAACUUGUAGCCCAAACCAUUAACAUCACACGCGGUGGACAUCCCCUCAUAGUUUUUGGACCAAACCGGUAGCGACCGAUCAUGAGCCAUUACGGUCGACUGGCGCUGCUCACUGAAGAAGUCUGCGGAAGAAGCAAGCGAGAGAAACGAUAACGCCUACCGGAGAAUCCUCACCAUAAAGGAAGCCUACGUAAAUUCAACCCACAAGUGAAGCACCUGUGAACCGGGUAAAGAACGCGCCGUUGACACAUCUCACCGUCAGCUGUACGCCAGCGAGUUCAAGACGUUCCUCCAGGUAGCCGCAAGAGUGCAAAGCGGAAGGCGAGUAAACAAGGGAAAGGUGAAACAAUUACCCGGCAAACAAUCUGGAAAGAAACGCUCUCGCGUCUGCUUUUAUUCAGUAUUGGAUUGGAGUUCACGCCAGGCACAGCUUUCGAUGCCGAGCGGUUUUGCAGCCCACAGAUACAAACCAAAACACGAAAAAGGUAGUCGCCGGAGAAGAAGCGAGUUGCUGGGCAUCUUAACCUCGCUUAUGUAAAAGAUCGAUGCUUUUUUCUAGUCUCUCGUUGGCGGCAUCUCCGGACCGGCGGUAGAAUUUUGAGGUUCCCCGUGCCUCAUGGAACCAGUGCGAAAGUGUUAGACGAGAAUAGUGAAGGUUGCUGCUAUCUGCGGCUGUUGAUUGACGAGAGCGCGUUCGAGCAUCGGUCCGUUGCAGGAGCGCGAGAGAAGCUUAAUCUUAUCAGAAAAAUUGCGCUGCUAGUUGAGCGCGAGAACUGGCCGAUUUCGCAAGUGUUUGACUGCGGGCGUCCGGUUGGUGCUAAUUCCGACGACGUAUGCUGGAGGAGCGAUCACCAAUCACGAAGCAAGCAUCUUGAAAUAGUUCGUGAAUGUCUUUCAGGCAAGGCCACGUGAUGAAAGACUGAAUGCUGAAGUUGGUCGGGCAGCCCCAGGAUGGAUGAACGGUUAUGUUGUUGUUUAGAUCAGCUGAGCCAGCACAACUGCGCGCGCGGUCACAGUGUAGCGCCGAAGGAUCUUCUUUGUGGCUACAAAACUAAGCGUGUUUGUACGCCUCUGACUGUGCUCAAGGUAUUAACAUAAUUUAGUGCGAAGAAAAAUAAAACGCCGCAUGUGAAGCAGCAUUAAAAAUGCUGACGCCGGUGAAAAACAAUCAGAGUGCAUGAAUGUGGCGUAUCGCGAGCGGUAGAGGACGCCCUCUGGUAUCAAACAGUGCAGCAGUGAUAGUGAUUAAUAAAACUUUCCACCAGUUGGUGAUGUUACGUGUCGGAGAAAAGUUCAGAGAUCUGCUGAAGCGAAAUUAUGCCACUCAGUGAUUUUGAGGAAGAUUACGCUAGCCACAGAUCGGGUUUAAUCGAGAACGGUGUUCAUUUUGUGACUUGUGUUUAAUGCGGACGGCCGUAUGUGCGACCCUGACCACAGCCAAACUGAAGAUGUAUUGGAUACGGUCGAAAAAAUUGAAAGAGCGGCUGGCGCUCGGUUUUGGCGCCUCGCUCGUUUUAUUCACUUUGCUGCUCGUGAUCGACCUGCAGAUGGAUCUGGGUGUAUCCAGAGGUGAAUUUAUUCCUUCCCACGCACGGAUACGUUUCGCCAGCGAGGACGAUAAGAGUGGAAUUUACAACGAGUUCCAUCGGAAAUAUCUCGCAAAAAGUAACGCAUCCGGAUCGAAGGAAUAUCUCACCACAAACCCACAUACUCGGGGACGAACGGAAACCUCCGGGGCAGGAUACCCAAGUAAACAAAUUACUACGACUCCACCGCACGAUCGUUUCAAGGAUUUGGUUGCGAUUGUGGUUGCUCCGAAAAAUCGACGGAAUCCUCAGUUUUUCGAGCGCAUCGUUGUAAAAGAGGAGUACACAGAAGACAUAAACCCAUCGUUAGCCGAAAUGCUCGAUCUUCGGAUCAGUACCAAUUCAUCAAACCUGGAGAAAUUCCAGCUCGCGAUUACCAAAAACGAGUUAUACUCAAAAGACGACAAACUCGUCGAUGCUGUGAUACAGGACAUGGUAAUGUUACCAAUCAAACACGUCGUGCAGAAGGAAGGGGGCACACAGAUCAAGCUCAUUAUCGAAUACCCCAACGAUGUGCAUGCUUUGUUCAAACCGAUGCGGUUCCCUCGGGAGCAACAAACUCUCCCGAAUCACUUUUAUUUCACCGACUAUGAGAGGCAUAACGCCGAGAUUGCAGCAUUUCAUCUCGACCGUAUAAUGGGCUUCCGCCGGGCGAUGCCAGUUGCCGGCAGACUGUUGAACAUUACAACCGAAAUCGAAAAGGUGUGCGACGAUAAUCUGUUAAAGACAUUCUUCGUGUCGCCGGCACGUAAUAAGUGUUUUCACGGCAAAUGUUCCUAUUAUUGUGAUACUUCUCAUGCCAUUUGCGGCAAUCCAGAUACGCUGGAAGGUUCGUUCGCGGCAUUCCUGCCAACGCAGCCGGACACCCAGCGGAAAGUGUGGCGCCAUCCCUGGCGCCGAUCCUACCACAAGCGAAGAAAGGCUCAGUGGGAAACCGAUCCCGAUUACUGCGCCAUGGUUCGCGACAUUCCCCCAUACGACGAGGAUCGUAGACUGUUGGACUUGAUGGACAUGUCGGUGUUCGAUUUUCUCACCGGCAAUAUGGACCGACAUCAUUACGAAACAUUCAAAAUUUUCGGAAAUGACACCUUCCCGAUUCAUCUGGACCACGGUCGUGGCUUCGGUCGACCGUUUCAUGAUGAGCUCACGAUUCUGGCACCGGUACUGCAGUGCUGCCUAAUCCGAUCCUCGACGCUGGAAACCUUGCUUUUGUUUCACAACGGUCCUAAACCGUUGUCGGGAUUAAUGCGAGAAUCGAUGGAUUCCGAUUCGAUAGCACCCGUCCUGUGGGAACCCCAUCUGGCGGCACUGGAUCGCCGGGUGGGCAUAAUCCUGCAAGCCAUCCGGGAUUGCCUCAAGAAAGCCUCGGAGGAGGAAGAAUUCGACGGGGGCCAAAAUCAUCUCGGCAAUGGUGGUGACAGCUUUUCUUAGCGUUUCAAUCGGCUCCGAAUGGAACGGAUCGACACAAUACGAAUCAAUCAAAACACUAACGGUGCAAAUCGAAUUCGCCAAAACAGAAAAUUGUACAUAAACUGAUCAAGAUGUGAGUGAGUAGCAUGUGAGCGAUUGAGCCGCGAGUGAUUGUGAAUAGCGAUCGCGAAAGAGAAAACUAUCAAACGGAAGAUAACCUGCUUCCGUUAGUGAAUGUGGCAUUAGGCGCGUUGAUUAUUAGUCUAUUACUAGAUUAUUAUCAUGAAAUGAUAGCGUUAAGAAAAAACAGCAGAUGAGAAAUUUGCCCUACAUAUACCGAUUGAAUGGUUGUAAAGUUCUGAUGUUUAUUAGAUCUAUAAAUAAAUGUGUAAAACUACACAAAUAUAUAUAUUCGAUGUGUGCGGACGGAUCCGCUGCAAUGAGAGGCCAAAGUUGUAAAUGAAUAAAUCUAUAUCAAAGGUUAUUGAUCCCAUCGUGGAAGCCUAUUUACGUUUUAAACGAUAGAUGUUCUUGUUUCUGUUAAGUUUUACCAGUUCCAAGCGCAUAUCACUUCCGUUUCCCUGAACUGCUGAAUCGGGCUUUUCUGAAGGAUAACAGAGCUCAUUAUCACGACAAAUUCUCCCGGCAGUGAUACAUAAGAAGAUAAAAUCAUCCAUCAUUAUCCUGCUGUGGCUCACCUCACUAUACACAGAAAUCCAGUCCUCUCAGAUCAGCCAACCGCAAAGAAUGACAAACAAAAAAGAUUAUAAAUCUCCCUAUAAUAGCCAGUAGAAACCAGCCAAAAAUGUUAAAGGAUAAUUAAUUAGUCAAUGUUCAAACGACCUUGCCUAAGGACGACCCAAAAUUACAAAAAUUAUAUCCGUUAAAUCAAGUAGCUCAAUACAAACAGAACCCGUUGUGCGAGGGGCAAAUCUCAAUAUUCCUCUCCAUAGCAAAUAAUGAAAACCGUUCGUACUGGCCUCAGCGAUUUGUUCUCGAAAAUGUGAUUGAUUGUGACAAAACUGAAAUAAUUAUUCGAACAGAAAUAUAUCGCGAACCGUGGAACGUUGCGAACGCUGAGAACGUUUAAAUCAAAAACGUGAAAUAUUGAGAGAGACAUUUAUAUACCCACGAUUAGUUUUAAAUAUUUUUGUUACGUGAGGAAUCCUAAGUGUGCUGCGGGUAAUGAAUGACAAUGGCAUUAGAGUGUUUGUGAUUUAAAAUGUUUUCCCCUUAUUGUCGCUUGGCUCAGCAUGGAUACGAAUUCAUAUACUAGUUUGUAUCUAUAUUUUUUACUCAGCGAAAGAUUCACAGACGAGAAAUCAGCGAAUAGCGCGCAACUUGGAGUAGCGACAAUCUCGAACAAUCGUUUUCGAUAUCUUUUAUAUGUUCGAUUUUAUUUGUUCUGUUCUAUCCUAAGGCGGUUAGUAUCCUGAUAUUAUUUAUAAUUUAUACGCACUAGAUAAUGUUGUAAAAUUGGAAACAAUAAAAACCAUAAUGUUGUAAAAUUGGAAACAAUAAAAACCAUAAUGUUUGAAAAUUAGAAAAAAGAAAA